UUAUCAUAAGUAAAUUCUAUUUGCGUUUUUUUUAAUCUUAAUUUUUUCACAUUUUUUGAAUAAUUUUAGGCAAACUUGUAUUUUCACAAAAAUUAAAUUAUUGAUUUUGUCGUAUAUAAAAUGCUAAUUGAUAACGGAGCCAGUGUGCAAGAAAAGAGUCAUCCAACUCUCCUCUCAAAGCACCAGCACCCCACUGCUCAAAAGGCUUCUUCUUUAGUUUUGAGUUUGAGAUCACUAUGGCGGUCCAAAUUCCGAGCCGACAGUUACUGAUCGACGGCGAGUGGAGAGAGCCCCUUCUCAAGAAACGAGUACCUGUCAUCAACCCUGCCACUGAACAGAUCAUCGGUGAUAUUCCAGCAGCUACAGCUGAAGAUGUGGACCUUGCCGUGGCUGCUGCGCGGAGAGCCCUUUCUAGAAACAAAGGCAAGGACUGGGCUUUGGCUUCUGGCGCUGUCCGUGCCAAGUAUUUACGUGCCAUCGCUGCUAAGAUAACAGAGAGAAAAUCUGAAUUAGCAACGCUUGAAGCAAUUGAUUGCGGGAAACCACUUGAUGAAGCAGCAUGGGACAUGGAUGAUGUUGCUGGAUGUUUUGAGUACUAUGCGGACCUUGCUGAAGGUUUAGAUGCAAAGCAAAAGGCUCCUGUCUCCCUUCCAAUGGAUACAUUUAAGAGUUAUGUGCUUAAGGAACCAAUUGGGGUUGUUGGAUUGAUUACUCCAUGGAAUUAUCCACUAUUGAUGGCUGUAUGGAAAGUAGCUCCUGCCUUGGCUGCAGGUUGUGCUGCAAUACUGAAGCCUUCUGAGUUGGCAUCUCUCACCUGUUUGGAGCUGGCUGAAAUCUGUAGGGAUGUUGGUCUUCCUCCUGGUGUCCUGAACAUUCUGACUGGACUGGGCCCUGAGGCUGGUGCUCCUUUGGCAUCUCAUCCCAAUGUUGACAAGAUUGCCUUUACUGGAAGCACUGCAACAGGGAGCAAGGUAAUGGCAGCAGCAGCUCAAAUGGUCAAGCCUGUUUCUUUAGAGCUUGGUGGGAAAAGCCCAAUUGUUGUCUUCGAGGAUGUUGACCUUGACAAGGCUGCUGAAUGGACUGCAUUUGGUUGCUUCUGGACAAAUGGACAGAUCUGCAGUGCAACAUCCCGUCUUAUUGUACAUGAAAGCAUUGCAAAAGAAUUUCUGGACAGGCUUGUGAAAUGGACUGAGAAGAUUAAGAUUUCAGAUCCCUUAGAAGAAGGUUGCAGGCUCGGCCCCGUUGUUAGUGGAGGGCAGUAUGAGAAAGUAUUGAAUUUCAUCUCAACUGCUAAGAGUGAGGGUGCUACCAUUCUGUGUGGUGGAGUUCGUCCUGAGCAUUUAAAGAAGGGGUUUUUUGUUGAACCAACUAUAAUAACUGACGUGACAACUUCCAUGCAAAUCUGGAGGGAAGAAGUUUUUGGACCUGUUCUUUGUGUUAAAACAUUUGGUACCGAAGAGGAAGCCCUUGACUUGGCAAAUGACACCCAUUAUGGCUUGGGUGCCGCUGUGAUAUCAAAUGACCUGGAAAGAUGUGAUCGUGUCAGUAAGGCUCUCCAAGCAGGUAUAGUCUGGAUCAAUUGUUCACAGCCAUGCUUCUGUCAAGCUCCAUGGGGAGGCAACAAGCGCAGUGGUUUCGGGCGUGAACUAGGGGAAUGGGGUCUGGAGAAUUACAUGAGUGUGAAGCAAGUCACACAGUAUGUCUCGGACGAAUCAUGGGGAUGGUAUCGCUCUCCAUCAAAGCUGUCACUGUUGACUCUACUGAAGAAAAAGAGCGAGCAAAAACUGGCAAUUAUUCCGAUUCCAAGCCGACAACUUUUCAUCGACGGCGAGUGGAGAGAGCCUCUACUCAAGAGACGCAUCCCUAUCAUCAAUCCUACUACCGAACAAAUCAUCGGUGAUAUUCCGGCGGCGACUGCUGAAGAUGUGGACGUUGCGGUGGAAGCCGCUCGUAGAGCACUCGCUCGGAACAAAGGGAAAGAUUGGGCCUUGGCUUCCGCUGCUGUCCGUGCAAAGUGUUUGCUUGCCAUUGCUUCCAAGGAGGAUGUUGCUGGAUGCUUUGAGUACUAUGCUGACCUCGCUGAAGGUUUAGAUACCAAGCAAAAGGCGCCGGUCUCUCUUCCUAUGAAGACAUUUAAGACCUAUGUGACCAAGGAACCCAUUGGGGUUGUUGGUUUGAUUAUCCCAUGGUUGUGCAGUCAGGCACUGUGUGGAUCAAUUGUUCACAACCAUGCUUCUUCCAAACAGCAUUCGGAGGCAUCAAAUGGAGUGGCUUUGGGCGUGAACUAGGGGAAUGGGGACUUGAAAAUGACUUGACUGUGAAACAGGUGACACAGUAUGUGUGCGAUGAACCACGGGAGUGGUACCAGUCUCCCAAGCAAUGAAGUUGUCCUUGGAAAUACAAAUACUAGUGUUUGCAAUUGCAGGUCUACCAAUAAUA
Molecule: messenger RNA, 2439 nt
Organism: Theobroma umbraticum
Lineage: Eukaryota; Viridiplantae; Streptophyta; Magnoliopsida; Malvales; Malvaceae
Source: RefSeq, a predicted model, not a curated record